AAACGGACAGCGGAGUAGUUCUACCAUUCUACUAGACAGAGUUACAAUUUAGAUGUAGACCUUUAUAUCUGGUUAUAAACCCAACAGUUUUAUUAACACUGUAGUCAGUGCUUUGAUCAGAAUCUAUAUAAAUAACUGCAUAUAGAUUCUAUUCAUUUUUGGCGUACUUUAAGCUGGUCAGUGAAGAUUCUACCACAAAGAAAUGACCACCUCGCAGACUGCCACUGUCACCAGUACACGUCGCACCAGUAAGAGCGUCCCGAACCUUUCGACAGAUAUCUCCAACUUGUUCGAGGCUAUAGGCGAGGGCAAGAUAGAGACAGUCAAAGUGAUUCUCGAAAUGGCCAAAGACCCGGCAGAACUAUUGCGUAUGAAGGACUUACAAGGACUCACUCCCUUGAGAAAGGCUGUAGCAUUGAAUAAAGCUGAAAUAGCUCGUAUCUUGGUGGCUUAUGGAGCCGAGCCAAGUGUCAGAGAUCCUGCAGGUCGAACUGUUCUUCACAUAGCGGUGAUGCAAGGCAGACGUGAACUCAUUGCCCCCCUCUUGGUGUCUAAAGAUAGCUGUGUUAAUGUACAAGACUCGCAUGGUUGGUCACCACUACACUUCGCUGUCCGAGGGAAACAUAUCCACGCAAUCAACUGGUUACUCUACGCUGGGGCAGACAUAAGCUUGAAGAACAAGGAAGACAAGACUGCUAUGGACCUCUGUGACGAGGACAGUCCUAUCAGAGCCAUGUUGGCCAAGUAUGAGCGAGCACUGGACGAUGGCCCGUUAGACCUAUGUAGUUCAUUCAUCGGACGUAAACAGCUGAACCAGAUUGGGCCCGAUGGACUUCUGAUGUUUGUAACGUCCAGUAUAUGGUCAGAGAGAAUGCAGUUUAUUUUUUGUAUACGGAUACGACCGUACAGGGCAAUGCCCCCGAUUCCGUUGAGACUAGACGAACAGUAUUACAGUGAUGUCUGGCACUACAGAAUGAUGCGUCGUUUGUCGCCCAAAGAGACAAGAGUCAAGGCAUAUUUUAGACUUUUUGAAGAGUUGAUUGACACGGAAAUUGUUCUGAAGAUUACAUCCAAAAGAAAGUUUCUUGGAGAGAUUCCAUUUACAUUGUCCAAAUAUACACAGUUUAACUACACAAGCUUUCUUGCUGGGGCCGAGAUGGACUUGAAGGACGAAGGUCAGUUUGUAAUGGUGAAGCGACCGAUUUCCUACAUGCUGCUCAAAGACCAGGACGGCAUCUAUUCCAAUCGCCAUUGUGGCAUGUUUAAAUUCAAUCUACCUGACGGCGUCCUGCCCAACCCUCCACCCGAAUGGAACAAUACAAGAUAUGACAGAGAGUGGGAAGAAGCCGAAGCCAUGAUGAAAAAACUUUUACCGGAAACUGAAUCAGAGACCAACGAGGCAACGGUCACAGAGAAGCAAGUAGUGUGGGGAGACAGAAACAUGAAUGCCGAUGCUGCCCCGGAUGUAGAAGCGACGCCGGAAGGUGGCAAGGGUGCAGAAGAUGGGAAGGAUGGAGCAGGGGGAGAAGAAAAAGAGCCAGGGGAGAAUGAGGAAGAGGAAGAAGAGGAGGAGGACUGGCCAGGUGGCAUACGCCCUGGCACAAUCUUAGAAGGAGACGAGCCUGACGAGUGUGCAGAUUUCUACUUUAUCAGUAAAGGAUGGGCUCUGUACCUUCAACUCCUACACCCUUUGCCGCUACACAUGUUGAUUGAUAAAAGCAUUUUUGAACGUAAUGCCAUUCGCUGUAUAACUGACUUCUACAAAGUGUUUCACACGUCCAACAAGCAACCAACAGAGAAAUGUAUGAUGCAAAUUCCCAAGACACCUGAGUUUGUCAGAGUUGGAACUAUCCUAGUGUUUGCCAGGCGUGAACUUUUUCCCGAUGAAGUUGAGUUUCCAGACCCUGAUGAUACACCGGAAGAAUAUUUCCUGUCCAGCGAUGGUAAAAAUACUUGGGGAGCUUACUGGAUCUUGAAAGAGAAAGAAAGGUGGAGUGUGAUACCUUCAGGCCUAGUGAACAAACAAAGUCGACUUAUCUUUGAGACCAAGACCCUCACAACAUUUAUAGCGAUGCAGCUCACUCACGGGUCUCAGAAAUGGGAGUCGGAGUUGCCCGGUGACAGUAGCUCGGAGGAAGAAGAGGAGGAGGAAGCAGUAGAGGUUAAGGAAGGAGAGGGUGAGGAGGAGCCUAAAGAGGAAGUCGUCGAGGAGGAGGGAGAAGAAAGCGCAGAGAAGAAGAAGAAGAAGAAAAAGAAGAAACCCAUGUCUGAAAUCAAAGUGCAGGAGAGUGCCGACGAUUCGAGUAAUGAUGAGAUUGAAGGGAGUGUUACGGAGUUUACCUUCAAUCCUGUAGACGGCUCCAAUGGCUCCAGAAGGGAGACGGCAGGAGGCUCAAUGAUAAUGGAGGCUCCACCAGAAUCUUCUUCACCACAGCUCCAGGGCUCACCCUCAGGUUCACCCCAAAUGACACCUCAGAUGAAGCCGUCCAAACAAGCUACUGAUCAUGACAAGAAAGAUAUAUCUCCAAACAAAACCAGAAGUUCCUUGCGACGCAAAUCUUCAAAGGUUGCCGAUGGCCAACAAUCUGGUCGAGGUAGUUCAGUCCGCAUUAAAGACGAUGCCAAAAGUGAAAAUGACGCUAGCAACAACCGCACCGACAUGAACAACAGCCAAGCCCCCGUCUCCCUUAAUACCUCCCUUCAAAACGCUCAAAGACCGUCAACCGCUUACUCUGUAGUAUCCUUUGAUGAUGAGGAGGAAAUCUUAGCUCCCGAGCAGAGAACGGUCGUUAGUGGUCUCCCACCGCUAGAGAGCAGUUAUUAUUCCCUGUCUGGCAUGAAGGAACUCAGACGACCACAUCCCAAACCGCGGCCUGUAGUUGAAGCCCAAAAGACAGAUUUGGAAGAGAUUCCAGAAGAAGCGAUGGAAGAGCCUGCAGCAGAGAAACCGGAGGAGGCUGGCGAAGGAGAAGAGACUGUUGAAGUGGAGGAGGUAGAGAGUGAUGAGGGCAUUGUCCUCAAGAGAGAGAGGAUGUACUCAAUCGUGCAGAUUAAAGAUGAUGGUUCUAUAAUGCUUGAAGAUUUUAAAUUUGGGCCGCCUUUAACCGAACUGAGUAUUAGUGACGCAGACAUGAGCCUUUUAUUAACUGAAGUUGCUUACCUUUGGCGCUAUAGAAAUCACUGCGAGUGUGUUGCAAGUAUUUUCUCACGCUUCAGAGAUGGUGUCUAUGACCUGGCCAUUGAACUUGUUAAGGCAUCUGAACUGUAUGUAAGGGCGGAGAACUGGUGGGGUGAAGGAUACCGUAUGAUUGCCCAAACGCCCACUUUUCCAGCCAAAUCUGGACGUCUAUUUAAUUUUUUAUUAGAUGGUCCUAUGGUAGUGGAGAGUCCAGUGACGCAUGUAACAGGUUCUGUGUCGCAGAGGUCAAUGUUCUAUUAUCUCAGUACAGUCAGUUGCUUGGAGUAUGUGGUCAAGAAAGCAACCAAAGAUGAAGACGUCAAACCAGGCGGUGCUAAGAAAGGACCAAGAAAGAAAGACGAUAAAGCCGACCAGGAGCCAGAUUGUCGUCUGGACAUUAUGCAGUACUCACCUGGAAGUAGAACUAACGGCCUGGACAUCGCGUCGUUAAACAUUUUCUUGAAUGCAGCUGAUUUGUGGCACCAGAGACAUGUGGAACUGCGCAGCUCCGACAAUGUGCUCUUAAAUUCGCUCAUUAAGAUCUUAAAGAAGGAGAAGGCUUUCAAACACAAAUGGUGGCGUAUCGUUCUAUUGCUUGGCUACCCAGAGAAGGAAAUAGAGACAGAGAAAGGGAAAACCAAGUGGUCAGUUAUCAUAGCAAACCUGCUGACAAAAUGGUUCGAAGAUAAUCUGAAUGCGCCAGAUCGAGGUAUUUUAAAACUGAUAUCAGUCCUGAGCAUCAUGGAACUACACAACACAAUUGAAUCCUUGCUCUCUGGAAUACGAGAUUAUAAAGGAACAUUGUUGACUUCUAAGAAAGAACCCAGAUAUUUGAAAUUACUCUUCCAUUGGGUAUUGAAUACCAAGAUAACACGAAACAACAUCAUGCGGCUGAUAGAUCCCCAGAUUUUGAAGCCAGUGUCAGACAUUUUCUUGUUACGCAUGUCAUUGCUGUUGGAUCCAGGUCAGAUCUAUAAGAUUGGUGCCGCCAUGGAUGUUGAAGACAACGUCAUUCACGCUGUACAAGAUGAAGAGAGUAUCAAGGAUUCGGUCUACUUUCCAUUUAGGGUAUUGAUCAAAAGUCGUCAGAAGAAAGAUGAGAUCAUCCACUACACCUUGCUUCUGCUAGAGAUGACCAAACAGUGCAACUUUCAAGAGGCUCAACAGUUUCUCAUCACAGAGACCAAAAAAUGGAUGAUCACAGUGGCAGAAACAGAGCCAGACAUUUGUGCCAAACUAGACAAUGUUUUCUCUUAACAAUGUUUGCUCUUUAUUUGAAGAAGUUCUAGAACUUAUGUUGUAUCAAGUGUUAAGAGUAUAGUAAAGUUCAUUGAAUUCAGAAGUGUCUGCUGUAGUGAACAUAUUUUUACAUUUAUUUUUCAUUGUCUUAAAUAUCAUAUCAAUUAUCAUUGAACUAACAUAUAAAUAGCUAACAUAUACAAAUUCAUUUUUAACAUACUAGACCAAAGCAAAUAUUCUUAGACCAUGACAUCUCAAUCUAGAAGUAGACGUACUUUGCUUUAAGGAUUGUUUUCCCCCCUUCCCCCUUUUUAAAAAAAAUGUCUCAGUGACUCAGUGUAAUUAACAAAAAAUGUUGAAAUUAAAAAAAUUACAUUAUAAAUUAACUUUUUUUUUUAGAUACAGUUAUCCUAUUAUGACAUUGACUGUAUUUUUUGUUUACAAGUGAUAAUGGUGUGAUAAUGAUAAAUUUCGAUGAGACACCCUAGAGCACUUAUUUCUUUAAAAAAAUGGCAUUUCUGACUCAAUAAACAUUUAUUCAAUUUA
Molecule: messenger RNA, 4963 nt
Organism: Biomphalaria glabrata
Lineage: Eukaryota; Metazoa; Mollusca; Gastropoda; Planorbidae
Exons: 31
Coding region: 203-4435 (1410 amino acids)
Cellular component (GO): cytoplasm; nucleus
Molecular function (GO): protein-lysine N-methyltransferase activity; histone methyltransferase activity; p53 binding
Source: RefSeq, a predicted model, not a curated record